CCCCACCCCCCUCCUCCUCUCGCCUCUCCCCUCACCACGCCGCCCGCCGCCCGCCGCCGCCGGCGACCGACGGAGACACCCGCGGGGAGAGACCCGUCCGCCGCAGCGGCCCUCCCGAGGCAUUUCCCGCCUCGCUCUCUUCGCUCGAGACGAUGGUGGAACUGACGAGAUAGUCAAGCAUGGACGCAAUGGAGGUCGAGGAGGGCCCUCUCCUGGCUAUUGAUGCCAAGUUACAUGCUGGAAUGUGCAGAGCAUUUCAUCCUGCGGUUUCUAAACUUUUAGCGAUUUUCCCGUUCAUCGAAGCAUCAAGGCCCAGAAGCAAGUCUGGCAUACAGGCACUGUGUUCGCUGCAUGUUGCUCUGGAUAAAUCCAAAGGUCUUCUUCAACAUUGCGCAGAUUGCAGCAGGCUCUACUUGGCCAUCACUGCAGAAACUGUGCAUUUGAAGUUUGAGAAAUCAAGAAGCCAACUUCAGGAAAGUCUUCGGCGUGUCGAAAGCAUAGUAACCGAAGAUAUUGGCCAUAAGAUUGUAGAGAUCAUUGGUGAGUUGGAGGAGGUUGUAUUUACAUUGGAUCAAUCAGAGAAGGAAGCUGGUGAUGAGGUGAUCAAUUUGCUCCAGAGAAACAGUAAAAUGAACAGUUCCAGCGAUAGUGGGGAGCUUGAGGUCUUUCAUAUGGCUGCUCUGAAGCUGGGAAUUACUUCUUCCAGGGCAGCAUUGACUGAGAGAAGAGCCCUCAAGAAGCUAAUUGAAAAGGCUCGUUCUGGAGAUGAUAAGCGGAAGGAGUUUGUUGUGUCCUACCUAUACAAUCUCAUGAGGAAAUACUCGAAAUUUUUCAGAAGUGAAGCAGGCGAUGAUACCGAUUCUCAAGGAUCAGCCCCAUGUUCACCUACAGUAUUAGGCAUGGAUGACAUGUAUGGCCCCUGCGGAAACAGCCGAGCAUUCAGUAGACAGCUUUCGAGCAUUCAAUCAUUUAAUUCGAGGUUUGGGUCUUUCAAUUCGAGGCUUGGAUCAUUCAAUUGUAGGCCUAGUGGUCCAAGGUCCGAAAACAUGUCGAUCCCUCCCGAGGAACUCAGAUGUCCCAUUUCCUUGCAGCUGAUGUAUGACCCGGUUAUUGUUUCGUCUGGUCAGACUUAUGAGCGUGUUUGCAUUGAAAAAUGGUUUAAUGAUGGUCACAGCACAUGUCCCAAGACUCAGCAACAACUGGCCCACUUGUCUUUGACUCCAAACUACUGUGUUAAGGCCAUGAUUUCCAGCUGGUGCGAGCAGAAUGAUUUUCCAGUUCCAGAUGGUCCACCGGGAUCCUUUGAUGUAAAUUGGAGGCUUGCUUUAUCUGACUCCCAGGCAACGGGCUGUGUGUCUGUCGAUAGUUUUGACACUAGCAACAUCAAGGGUGUCAAGGUGGUUCCCCUGGAGAACGAGAGAAAGGAAGAACCGAUGAACAGCGAAUCAGGCACAUUGGAUGAUAGCUCUUGUUUUGAGUUUGAUAUGAAUGAGGGGUAUCGGAACUUGCUGCUGGUGCUUAAUGAAAGAAACAACAUACUGAGCCAGUGCAGAUUGGUUGAGCAGAUAAGAUAUCUGCUGAAAGAUGAUGAGGAAGCAAGGAUCCAGAUGGGCUCAAAUGGGUUCGCUGAGGCCCUAGUUCAGUUCUUAAGGUAUUCUGUGGAAGAAGGAAAUGAGAAGGCACAAGAAGUUGGUGCCAUGGCUCUUUUUAACCUUGCAGUCAAUAAUAAUAGAAACAAGGGACUUCUGUUGUCUGCUGGGAUAGUCGAACUACUUGAGCAGAUGACAUCGAAUCCACGCCUAGCUGCUGCAGCCACGGCGCUCUACCUUAACCUUUCCUGCCUCACCGACGCGAAGAGCGUCAUCGCUUCCACCCAGGCUGUGCCAUUCCUAGUGGACCGUCUGUACAACCACGACGCCUGCGACCCGAAAGCCAGCUCCUGCAAGCAUGAUGCUCUCUACACGCUGUACAACCUCUCCACCCACCAGGCCAGCAUCCCGUCGCUCCUGUCGGCCGGCAUCGUGGACGCGCUCCACACGCUCCUGACGGACUCUUCGGUGUCCGAGGGCAUCGGGUGGACGGAGAAGGCCCUGGCGGUGGCCAUCAGCCUGGCGGCGACCCAGGCCGGCAGGAAGGAGAUCAUGUCCACCCCGGGGCUGGUGAGCACGCUGGCGAUGCUGCUGGACACGGGGGAGCCGACGGAGCAGGAGCAGGCGGUGUCGUGCCUACUGGCGAUGUGCGCGGCGGACGACAAGUGCAUCGCGCCGGUGCUGCAGGAGGGCGUGGUGCCGUCGCUGGUCUCCAUCUCGGCGACCGGCACGGGGCGGGGCCGGGAGAAGGCCCAGAAGCUGCUGAAGCUGUUCCGGGAGCAGCGGCAACGGGACGGCGGGGGGCAGCAAGCCGCGUCGCAGCAGCAGGCACCGCCGCAGCAGGCCGCGCCGGAGGGCGGGAACGGCGGCGGGGUGAUGGUGUGCCACCGGGAGUCGAAGCCGCUGUGCAAGUCCAAGUCGAGGAAGCUGGGGCGGACGCUGAGCUCGCUGUGGAAGAACCGGGGCUUCUCCCUCUACCAGUGCUAGCCUCUAGCAGGCAGGGUUUUGGGGCCUGGUUCAUCAUCAUCAGUAGGAUCUGUACAUCUCCUCUUCCUUGUUCCUUUUUUCCUUGGGUCGUCUUCCGCUUUGGCGCCGUGGCUGCUUCUUCCUUCCUUUGGGUUUGGGUUAAGUAAGUUGAAAGAGACUACUGCUUCUUCCCCCCCUGCUCGGUGGGGUGAUGUAGGGCAUUUUCCCCCUCUUUGCCGCCUUCUCAUGACACUGUACAAUGUAUAUAUAGCCUGCCUUGUUACGAGA
Molecule: messenger RNA, 2843 nt
Organism: Triticum urartu
Lineage: Eukaryota; Viridiplantae; Streptophyta; Magnoliopsida; Poales; Poaceae
Product: U-box domain-containing protein 45
Biological process (GO): protein ubiquitination
Molecular function (GO): ubiquitin-protein transferase activity; protein binding
Source: RefSeq, a predicted model, not a curated record